GAGGGGCCUGGGAGGGAUGGAGGGGCUCCGGGGGACAGGGAAGCUGCGCCUGCAGGGGCUCAGGGAAUCCAGGGGCUCAGGGAGAGGAAUUGAGGUCCGGGGAGCCCCGGCAAUGUCCAGCCGUGCCACGUCAGCACAGCAGCAAAGAUUGGGCAAUGGCCUGGCUGUGUGGAGGGGUCAGUGCCUGCCCGGACAGCCGGGGCUCCCUGAGGCCAGACGGGGACACAGCCACUGAGCCAUGGACGCUGGGUCCCCCCCUCAUCCCCCCAGGACUGCUGAUGGCCCUGGAUGUGCCGCAGGAGCGGGGCCUGGGGCACCUGGACCAGCGGUACCUGGACGGGCUGGACGUGUGUCGCUUCCCGCUGCUGCCCUUCCUGCAGCCCCUGCCCCUGGACUGGAUGUACAUGCUCUACACCAUCAUGUUCCUGGGAGCGUUGGGCAUCAUGCUGGGCUGCUGCUACCGGCUGAGCUGCAUCGCGUUCCUGUGCCCGUACUGGUACCUGCUGCUGCUGGACAAAACCUCCUGGAACAACCACUCCUACCUCUACGGGCUUCUGGGCUUCCAGCUGGCACUGAUGGGUGCUGACCGCUACGGGUCCGUGGACGGGCUCUUCCGUCCCCAGAAGCGGAAUGCCCACGUGCCGCUGUGGAACUACGCCCUGCUGCGUGCCCAGGUGGGUGUCCCUGCCCCGGGACCCCCGGGACCCCGG
This is a messenger RNA of Cyanistes caeruleus (blue tit), 710 nucleotides long. The record is from RefSeq and is a predicted model, not a curated record. NCBI's taxonomy places the organism in Eukaryota, Metazoa, Chordata, Aves, Passeriformes, Paridae.